GAUAUCCCUACCUACAACGUUUUUUUAGAUCUGAAAUCGUUCGAACGUCGGUUGACGGAAGUCAUCGCCUACAUGCAACCAUCUACGACUGCCUGGCGGAGUAAAACUGUACGAUUUUGCUCGAUGGCGAUAUCUUUCUUUUAUUCACAAAUUCCCUUGAUUAAAGAAUUUACCACAGAUUGCUUCAGACCGAUGUUGUUCUGUCGGUAA
This is a messenger RNA of Soboliphyme baturini, 210 nucleotides long. NCBI's taxonomy places the organism in Eukaryota, Metazoa, Nematoda, Enoplea, Dioctophymatida, Soboliphymatidae. The record is from the annotation of a GenBank genome assembly.